AUGGCUGAUGUUUUACUUAGAACCGUAAUUCAAAACCUCGGAUCUUUUGUUCAAGAGGAGCUUGCAUCCUUUUUGGGUGUUGGGGAAUUGACCCAAAGGCUAUCCGGAAAUCUCACUGCAAUUCUGAAGUCAUGUUGUGAAAGACUGGCUGAUGCUGCUCAUGUUCUUGAUGAUUUAUUGGACGAAUGUUCAAUAACAUCAAAAGCACAUGGAGACAACAAGUGCAUCACCCGUUUCCUUCCUAAGAAGAUUUUGGCUCAGCGUGACGUUGGAAAGAGGAUGAAGGCGGUUGCUAAAAAGAUUGACGUUAUUGCUAAAGACAGGAUGAAGUAUGGAUUGCAAGUGGGAGUAACAGAAGAGCGUCAACGAGGUGCUGAUGAGUGGCGCCAAACUACUUCUGUCGUCACCGAACCUGUAGUAUAUGGAAGGUACAUAUAUAAAGAGCAGAUUGUAAAGUUUCCUCUAAAGCAUACUACUGACAAAGAAGAACUCUCUGUCUAUUCCAUUGUUGGCCUAGGUGAAUAUGGAAAAACAACACUUGCUCAAUUAGUAUACAACAAUGAAAGACAUGAUGAAGGUUUUAGAGCCGUCAUAGAAGACACAAUUGGAAAAAAUCCAGAUCUCUCAUCUUUGGAGUCAAUGCGAAAGAAGGUUCAAGAAAUUUUCAAAACAAAAGGUGCAUCAAUUUUGGUCACUGCACGACUUGACAUUGUUGCAUCCAUCAUGGCAACUUAUCAUGCUCAUCGUUUAACACGCUUAUCUGAUUCUGACAUCUGGUCUUUGUUCAAACAACAAGCUUUCAGAGAAAAUAGAGAAGAACGUGCAGAGCUUGUGGAAAUAGGCAAGAAGUUAGUGAGAAAAUGUGUGGGUUCAACUCUUGCUGCUAAAGUAUUGGGAAGCAGUUUGCGAUUUACAAGCGACGAACAUCAAUGGAUUUCUGUACUGGAAAGUGAGUUUUGGAAUUUAACUGAGGAUGAUCCUAUCAUGUCUGUUUUGAGACUAAGCUACUUUAACUUGAAAUUGUCCUUGAGGCCAUGUUUUACCUUCUGCGCUGUUUUUCCCAAGGAUUUUGAAAUGGUGAAGGAAAAUCUCAUUCAUCUUUGGAUGGCUAAUGGACUUGUUACAUCUAGAGGAAACUUACAGAUGGAGGAUGUUGGUAAUGAGGUAUGGAAUGAAUUAUACCAAAGGUCAUUUUUUCAAGAAGUUAAAUCAGAUUUUGUUGGUAACAUUACAUUCAAAAUGCAUGAUUUUAUCCAUGAUUUAGGAGGAAAUCUACACAUCAAAGUCCUUGAGAAUGUAUCGAAUGAAGAGCAUGCUAGAGACGCUAAUUUGAUUGGCAAGAAGGACUUAAAUCGCUUAUAUUUGUCAUGGGGUGGUUAUGCUAAUUCACAAGUUAGUGGUGUUGAUGCUGAGCGAGUACUGGAUGCUCUUGAGCCUCAUUCAGGUCUUAAGCAUUUUGGGGCAGUUUCCUCCAUUUGGGUGUUGGAAGUUGAAGGAGUAGAGAUGCUGCCACAACCUUUGAAGUUAAAUAUAAUAAAUGUCCCCAAGCUUACACUGUCGUCCCUUCCAUAUGUUGAGUCACUUACUGCUAGUGGAAGAAAUGAAGAGUUAUUGAAGUCCAUUUUUUACAACAAUUUCAGUGAAGAUCUAGCUUCCUCCUCACGGGGAAUUGCUGAAUCUCUUAACAUUGAUUCUUGUCAUGAAAUGGAGUCCUUUUCGGAGCAAUUGUUGCAAGGUUUGAGUUCUCUUCGAAAAUUGUCAGUUCGUUCAUGUUCUAGAUUCAAAUCCCUACCCGACGGUAUGAGACACCUUACUUCUCUUGUAAUCGGUGACUGUUCACAGUUCGUUUUUCCACAAAACAUGGACAGUCUAACUUCCCUUCGUCAACCGGAAGUCUUUGGGGACUGUUUGGGUGCCAUGACUUCUGUACAAGAAUUACAAAUUUAUGGGUUUUCAAAGUUAAGUUCAGUACCAGACAACUUUCAGCAACUCCAAAACUUGCAAAUGUUAUGUAUUGAUCGUUGCCCUAUGUUGGAGAAGAGAUGCAAGAGAGGAAUAGGUGAAGAUUGGCAUAAGAUAGCUCACAUUCCUCGAUUUGUAUUGAAUCGAGAAUUGCAAUCUGAUGUAGAACAAACAAAACCAACUAUAUGUGAGAAUAUCAAAUCAGCAUGGAAGCAAUUCUGGCACCGCCCAUCUCAAUACCCUGACUUUACCUACGGUGAAUUUGACUGGAUGAUUGAAAAGGAAGUCGAUAGCAUAUAG
This is a messenger RNA of Medicago truncatula (barrel medic), 2262 nucleotides long. RefSeq names its product disease resistance protein RGA2. The record is from RefSeq and is a predicted model, not a curated record. Gene Ontology annotation, molecular function: ADP binding. Bases 1 to 2262 code for a protein of 753 amino acids. The transcript is spliced from 10 exons. Lineage: Eukaryota; Viridiplantae; Streptophyta; Magnoliopsida; Fabales; Fabaceae.